Molecule: messenger RNA, 1149 nt
Organism: Acanthosepion pharaonis
Lineage: Eukaryota; Metazoa; Mollusca; Cephalopoda; Sepiida; Sepiidae
Source: the annotation of a GenBank genome assembly
AUGCUAUCGUCUCUCUUCCCACUCCGUCUCUAUGCUAUCGUUUCUCUCUCCUCUUUUUGCUUCUUUCUAUUUUCGCUUGAUUUAUUAAUUUUGAAUUCUUUCCACUCUUUGCUUUUUUUCUUAAACUUUCGAUCCUCUUCAUUCUUUUUCAUCACUCUUUCGUUCCUUUCUUUGAUUUCUAUCAUAUCUUUCUUUUUUCUCCUCUUUCUUCCCCAUCUUAUCUUCCUUCUUCAUUGUUAUAUACUUGUUCGUUUUCUUUUCUUUCCUAAUUCAUCUUUCUUCUCUAUUUUUCUUUCUCAUGUUAACGUUCUCUCUUAUCUUGUUAUUCCAUCAUUUUCUUUCUUUUUUUGUCAUUUUCUUUCUUUUUUUGUCAUUUUCUUUCUUUUUUUGUCAUUUUCUUUCUUUUUUUGUCAUUUUCUUUCUUUUUUUGUCAUUUUCUUUCUUUUUUUGUCAUUUUCUUUCUUUUUUUGUCAUUUUCUUUCUUUUUUUUCUUCUCUUCUCCAACUGAUCAUGCACUUAAUCCUUUUCUUUCUUUCCUAUUAUAUCGUUCUUACUUUCUUUCAUGGUCAUAUUGUCUUUCUCUUUUACUUGCCUAUUCUUCUUUUUCUAUUUUUUUUCUUCUUUUUCUUUUGUCUUUUCUAUUUUUCUUUUCAUUCGGCUCAAUUUAAUCAUGAAAAGUGGGGGAAUGCGCACUCUUAUUCUUUCAUUCGGUCUUUCACUCACUCACUCUCUCUCUCUCGCUUUCACUCUCUCUCUCUCUCGCUUUCACUCACUCUCUCUCUCUCUCGCUUUCACUCACUCUCUCUCUCUCUCUCUCGCUUUUCUCCUCUCUCUCCUCUCUCUCUCUCUCUCUCUCUCUCUCUCCGCUUUCCUCUCUCUCUCUCUCUCUCUCUUUCCUCCUCUCUCUCUCUCUCUCUCUCCUUUCACUCUCUCUCUCUCUCUCUCUCCUUUCACUCCUCUCUCUCUUCCUCCUCCUCUCUCUCUCUCUCUCUCUUUUACUCACUCUCUCUCUCUCUCCUUUUCCUCACUCUCUCUCUCUCUCUCGCUUUCACUCACUCUCUCUCUCUCUCUCGCUUUCACUCACUCUCUCUCGAUUUCUCUCUCGCUUUCUCUCUCGCUUUCUCUCUCGCUUUCACUUUCUCUCUUUAA